Plectropomus leopardus (leopard coralgrouper) is the source of this 635-nucleotide messenger RNA. The record is from RefSeq and is a predicted model, not a curated record. Lineage: Eukaryota; Metazoa; Chordata; Actinopteri; Perciformes; Serranidae.
CUAGCUCUUUUAGCAAAUCGGCUAGCCGCUGCGACGCCGCUGCCUUCUGCCGCUACGGUCUGUCGCAUCGGGGACAUUCGACCCUUUUGACUCCCCCGGCCCGCGUAAUCUGUUUUUUAACGUCGGUAACUUAACGUCGGUAAUUUAUCAUGAUAGAAGUUGACUGAACGGCUCGUUAAUUUUAGGUCUUAUCGCUGAUUUUCCAACCGGUUUGGCGGGACUAGAUCGGGUUUAACAAUACGACGGAGCUAAAGGCUAACGAGCAGCUAGCUAGCAGUUUGUUUUUUCGGGGAAGCUAACGCAGCUAGCUCACCGCGGCUGUCAUGGAAGACAAAUCCUUCACUAAAGAGUUAGACCAAUGGAUCGAACAGCUAAACGAGUGUAAGCAGCUAUCGGAAAACCAGGUCCGGACACUCUGCGAAAAGGCCAAGGAGAUUCUGACCAAGGAGUCCAACGUUCAGGAGGUGCGAUGCCCGGUGACGGUGUGCGGCGACGUCCACGGUCAGUUCCACGACCUGAUGGAGCUGUUUAAGAUCGGAGGCAAGUCUCCCGACACCAACUACCUGUUCAUGGGAGACUACGUCGACAGAGGCUACUACUCUGUGGAGACGGUCACGCUGCUCGUCACGCUAAAG